AUGCCUCCUAAAAGUCGAACAUUGAGCGAUUUAAUUACAUGUUCCAUAUGUUUGGAACGUUUCAAACAACCCAAGACGCUGCCAUGCAUGCAUACCUUCUGCCUGGAAUGCAUUGGCAAGUGUUUGAAACUUCACAACUUUUCCUGUGAGUUGGAAUGCGCUCUUUGUAAGAGAAGCGUUCGAUUUGCCCACAGUCGAGAUAUAAAGUAUCUGCCAGUUGAUCAUGUCAUCGUUCAAAUUAGUGAUUUAGUGGAUGCCGAACGGCAGGCCUCCAAAGUAAUAAAUGAUCAACUCGUUGUUAGGUUGUGUGAUUUGUGUAAGAUGAAAGAGAGUUGCACUGAAAAAGUUCCAAAUGCACUAAGUAGGUGCCAAAAGUGUAAACUUUCUUUUUGUAAUGAAUGUUCAGUCAAGCAUAAUAGUAACCCAAUGUUUUCUUCACACAUCUCAUUUGAUUUACGGGAUUCUUCAAUUUUCUGUAAGCAGCAUUAUGAUAAUGUGAUUGAAUUCUUCUGUAAAAAUUGUCUUUUUCUCAUGUGCACUGUUUGUGUCCUUGAACACGAUUCUACUCACAAUCUGGAACACUGGGAUGAAGUUUUACUUUCAAAAUGUGAAAAAGUACUCACAGAAACUAUGCAAAUGGCUUCAAAAAAAAGCCAGGAAAUCAAAUCCCACAUUAAAAAGUUAGAAACUUUGAGGCAAACAUAUCAGGAGUCUUUGUUUUGUACUCAAUUACGUAUUAAAUCAAAAACAAAUGAUUUAAUUGAAAUGAUACGGAAAAGAGAAAAAAAACUUCUGACAGAGUGUCAAAAUAAAUUUGAUAACAUCUUCAAAGAAGUUGGAUUGGAUGUGAUUGCUGAUUUGAAGUUCAACCAAACAAGGAUGGAUCUGUUGUGCGAGGACCUAAACGCAACUCUUCUUGAUAAAAAUAAACUCAAAUGCUUGUUUGCAUUUCAAAAUUUGUCAAAGUUUCACAGUGUAGUUCAGAACUUUUCUCUUGAUACUAUCGUUAAAGCAUCCUGCUUCUCCUCUCUCUCUUCAUCACCUCCGUCAUCUGGUCGCCUCAGAGCCAUGAAUAAAACUAUCUGUUUCCUGCCAGACCAGCUGAACGAGAGCCUCUUGCAGAUUGGAACACUUUCAGAGUGCAAUGUUCACAGUGUGGUUGAUUUAGAUCUGGAGAGUUUCACACCCCAAGCCAGGCAAAGCUCAAGCAAUGAUGUUUCUAGUGGACAUAAGAGAGUGAAACUCAUUUUGAAUGCUAUUGAUAAGUUUGGCCACAAAAAGGACAGCACUAAAAGUUAUGGAAGAAUGAAAUCAUCAGAUAUGAUGUCAGUUGGAGCCGGUGACGUUGCUGCUUCAACACAACUAGCUGCAACUGCUACUGUUAAUGUUGAUCUUUCUGCUACUUCUGCUGACAGUACCAAUAUCCUAAACAACAAAAUCAGUGACAUCUGUACCAUUAACAACAAUAUCAAUGACAACAAUUUUGACAACAUGAAAAGCAAUAGCAGUAUCAGCAACAACAAUACCAACAACAAUGCAGACAACAAUGAGCCUGAUGCUGAUGUGCACUCUUCUACAGAAUCUGAAAUUGUUUCUUCAUCACCAGCUGCUACUACUUUUUCAUCAGAUGUAGUCUUGGUUGGCUCACAUCAUUCUAUCAGGUAUCAUGAAUUGGUUAAAGGCGAUUUUACGCAGUUGUAA
Molecule: messenger RNA, 1701 nt
Organism: Helobdella robusta
Lineage: Eukaryota; Metazoa; Annelida; Clitellata; Rhynchobdellida; Glossiphoniidae
Exons: 2
Coding region: 1-1701 (566 amino acids)
Biological process (GO): positive regulation of DNA-templated transcription
Cellular component (GO): chromatin; nucleoplasm
Molecular function (GO): ubiquitin-protein transferase activity; zinc ion binding
Source: RefSeq, a predicted model, not a curated record